UGAAGUGUCAGUAUCUCCUUGUUGCUUUGAAGCGUCAUUCCUCUUAGAAACGGGAAUGCGGCGCUCGUCACGGUCAGAAGUUAAAAGAUUAGUGCUUUUAUUAUCUAACCGACAGAAACUCAAUCAUGGCGAACGAGUCAGUGGGUGUGCUGUUCAAGCUGUACUGCUUGACUGUGAUGACUCUGGUUACUGCCACAUACACUGUGGCUCUGAGAUACACCAGGACUGUGACCUCUGACCUCUACUUCUCCACCACUGCAGUGUGCAUCACUGAGAUCAUCAAACUGCUGCUCAGUCUGGUGAUGCUGCUCAGGGAAACAGGUGACCUCGGCAGGUGUAAAACUGCGCUGGUCAACCACAUUUUCAAAAGUCCAAAGGAACUGCUCAAGCUGAGUGUACCGUCUGUGGUAUAUGCCAUCCAAAACAACAUGGCCUUCUUAGCCUUGAGCAACCUGGAUGCUGCUGUCUUCCAGGUGACGUAUCAGUUGAAGAUCCCCUGUACAGCCCUGUGUACGGUGCUGAUGCUGAACCGCUCUCUGAGCAAACUGCAAUGGUUCUCCGUCUUCAUGCUGUGUGGAGGAGUCGCACUGGUGCAGUGGACCCCGCCAGAAUCCACUAAAGUUCAGGUGGAACAGAACCCGUUCCUGGGCUUUGUGGCGAUUGCGAUCGCGGUCCUCUGCUCUGGGUUUGCAGGUGUGUAUUUUGAGAAGGUUCUGAAGAGUUCGGACACAUCUCUGUGGCUCAGAAACAUUCAGAUGUACCUGUCAGGUAUACUGGUGACCCUCAUAGGUGUCUUUGUGACAGACAGGGCCAAAGUGUUGGAGAAAGGAUUCUUCUUCGGAUACACACCUUGGGUCUGCCUUGUAAUCUUUUUGGCGAGUGUGGGAGGAAUGUACACAUCAGUGGUGGUGAAAUACACUGAUAACAUCAUGAAGGGCUUCUCUGCAGCCGCUGCUAUUGUGCUGUCCACCGUGGCCUCCGUCAUUCUCUUCGGCCUGCAGAUUACGGUGACUUUCAUGGCAGGAGCCUUGUUGGUGUGUGUGUCCAUUUACCUGUACGGACUGCCAAAACAAGACACCAGCAAUGUGCAGAGAGCUGAUGCAGACACCACAAAACAGAAACUCAUAGCAGUCUGACCAGCGAUUGGUGGGAAUCAGAGACCAAUGAGCCACCAGUGUCAGCGCUUUGCCAAACGCCAGAGCAAUUCCGGUAUUUGUGCUUGAUUCUAGAGCCAACACAUCUUUGGACUCUUAACACGUUAAGACUCGCCCUGUUUACAGACGAUGAUCGUGGUUCACUGUUGGCCAUAAAGUGCUCACACUAGACCACACCGAAGGAAAGCCUUUUGUUCUUUUAUCUCUGCUUUUAAAGGAAGGGUGGGGUAGUUUUUUAAAAUGUGAAUGUCAUCUUUUCUCUCUGUAUAAAAUCAUUUACAGGUUUUUACGCUGCAGAUUGUUAGACACUGAACACUGUUAAAGCCAAAACACAUUCUGAAUGUACAUGAAUAUAUGAGGCCUCAUAUAAGAAGAACUUUGUCUUGCCAAUUUUAUUUGCAUAAGUGUUUUUAAAUAUUUACAUAAGGUGAACGUAAAGAGGAUCCACGCUGUUUCCUGGGUGUCUGGGGAGCCAUGCUAGUAAAAUAACUUCCACUAAUUUGAUUACAGUGCAAAGAAAAUGUUGACUCCUGGGGUUGGGGUAUGCCUCUCUGUAUGUAUUUAUAAGGCAUUGCUUAAUUUUGCUAAUCGUAUCCACUGACCUGAUUAAACAUGUUGUGAUGGUGGACACAUUCUGAAUUAGAUUUUUGAGUGAAUGCAAGCUCUCUGCAGGUAAACAGCAGAAUGAUGAAGCUUCUCAAGGGGCGGUUUGUGGAUCAGAGGCCUGUCUCACAAAGAUUGUUUCAGUGGCCACCCUGGGAAAUUUGAGUUUAGUUUGAGCAAACUCUGGUUUAUCGGUCUGAAGAAGGCAGGUCAGUUUUUCCCUGUGUUUAAUGAAGUAACUUACGCUGCAUGGCUAACCUACUCCGGAGCUGGGUUUGUUCUGGGUUACAGAUUGCAAAUUGACAAGUGACAUCUCUGACACAAUAAGGACUUACACUUACUGAGCACUUUAUUAGGUACACCUACAUAUUCAUGCGAUUUUCUAAUCAGCCAAUCGUGUGGCAGCAGUGCAGUGUGUAAAAUCACGGAGAUACGGGUCAGGAGCUUCAGUUAAUGUUCACAUCAGCCACCAGAAUGGGGAAAAAGGAUUGAUGAUGAGAAAGGAGAAUGGCCAGACUGGUUCCAGCUGAAAAAAGGCUACGGUAACUCAGAUAACCCCUCUGUACAAUUGUAGUAACCAGAAUAGCAUCUCAGAAUGAACAACAUGUCAAACCUUGAGGCGGCUGGGCUACAACAGCAGAAGACCACGUUGGGUUCCACUUCUGUCAGCCAAGAACAGAAAACUGAUGCUGCAGCGACCACUGGACAAAAAUAUAGCCUGGUCUGAUGAAUCUCAAUUUCUGCUGAGGCACACAGAUGGUAGGGUCAGAAUUUGGCACCGACAGCAUGAAUCCAUGGAUUCAACCUGCCUUGUGUCAACAGUCCAGGCUGGUGGCGGUGGUGUAAUGGUGUGGGGAAUGUUUUCUUGGCACACUUUGGACCUGUUAAUCAAUCAUCUCUUGAAUGCCACAGCCUAUUUGAGUAUUGUUGCUGACCAUAUGCAUCCCUUCUUGGCCAUGAUUGACCCAUCUUCUAAUGGCAACUUCCAGCAUGAUAAUACACCAUGUCACAAAGCAAAAGUCGUCUUAAACUGGUUUUCAUGAGCAUGACAAUGAGUUCACUGUUCUUCAGUGGCCUUCCAGUGGCCAACCCGAUCUGAAUCUAAUCAAACACCUUUGGGAUGUGGUACAACGGAAGAUUCGCAGCAUGAAUGUGCAGCUGACAAAUCUGCAAAAAUUGCGUGUUGCAAUCAUGUCAACAUGGACCAGAAUCUCAUCCAUGCCAUGAAAAAUUUAGGCUGUUUUGAGAGCAAAGGGAGGCCCUACCCAGCAUUAGUAUAGUGUUCCUAAUAAAGUGCUCAGUGAGUGUAUAUACUGGUUAAAAUUAUAUUGUAGGCUUUUUAAUUUUAAAUGAAUAUAAAAUCUUUUACAUUUUAAAUUAAUAUAUACAUUUUUAGGUUUUUAAAAUGAACAAGCCUGUUCAUUUUCAUUGUGAAUCUAUCAGCUAUAAAUUUAAUUACAAGUUAUAGUCAGUUUGUUUUUUUUCCUAGCAUCUGAAACUUCUUAGCGGCAGCAGCUGUGUUUUUUCUUAAUGCUUAAAUUCUUAAUAUUUUUAUAAUGAUCUCUUGAUCAUCAGAAGUAAAUCACACUAAAUGUCUUGCAUGAAGUAAAUUGUUCUGACUCUCUCCCAGCUUCACCCAUUGGCUGUUCGUGGCAAAUGUCACUCAUUCAUGUGCACACGCGCUUCAGGAUUAAUCAUGAACUCAGGAUCAAACUUUGAGUUGACAGAGAAUGUUUGUAGUGAGCGACUGGAGAUCGCUGAACCCCAUCUAAACCAGUUUGGCUCUAUCUGCUUAUUUCAACCUUAAACUUACUCUGAAACUCUGACUUUGUUCAGCUAGGUUUUUGAAAUAGGCAUCUCACGUUGUUAGGAUACAGCAAAUUAAAAGGCUAAUCAACUUUUUAAAAGGGUGGCAAAAAUGCUCAAAUCUUUUGUUAUUGCUGUCAAAGUCUUGGGUGUCCAAUCAAAGUUUGCAACAAAGACUACUUUAAAUAUGGGUUAAAGCUAAGGUAAACCUGGCUUGUGUCGAGACAAGCCUGAUUUUUUUUUUUUUUUUUUUUUUUAUAUUAAUAAA
This is a messenger RNA of Myxocyprinus asiaticus (Chinese sucker), 3831 nucleotides long. Its product is annotated as CMP-sialic acid transporter-like. The record is from RefSeq and is a predicted model, not a curated record. Bases 126 to 1136 code for a protein of 336 amino acids. Gene Ontology annotation, molecular function: pyrimidine nucleotide-sugar transmembrane transporter activity. Gene Ontology annotation, cellular component: Golgi membrane. Lineage: Eukaryota; Metazoa; Chordata; Actinopteri; Cypriniformes; Catostomidae. Gene Ontology annotation, biological process: pyrimidine nucleotide-sugar transmembrane transport. The transcript has 8 exons.